AUGGGGCCACCUGAUAUGUUUGAGCAUUAUAUCCUUCUGUUUCCAGGUCUCGUGUGUCCUCUAGAAGUGUCAGUCAGUUCAGGGAGUGUCCAGGUUGCCCGGGGCCAGACAGCGGUAUUGCCCUGCACCUUCACUACAAAUGCUGCUCUCACUAACCUUAAUGUCAUCUGGAUGGUCAUUCCUCUCUCUAACGCCAACCAGCCUGAACAGGUUAUUCUCUACCAAGGGGGUCAGAUCUUUGGUGGUGCACCCCAGUUCUAUGGGAGAGUGGGGUUUGCUGUGACAAUGCCAACCACCAGUGCCUCCAUCUUCAUCAACAACACUCAGCUGUCAGAUACUGGUACAUACCAGUGUUUGGUCAACAAUCUUCCCGACCGAGGUGGCAGGAAUAUUGGAGUCAUUGGACUCACUGUCUUGGUUCCUCCUUCUGCCCCACUCUGCAGAAUCCAGGGGUCCCUGGAUGUGGGCAGCGAUAUCACACUGACCUGCAGCUCAGAAGAAGGCAUCCCCCGGCCAACAUACCUCUGGGAGAAACUGGACAAUGUUCCCAAGUUGCCCCCAACUGCCACACAAGACCAAGUCCAGGGCACUGUCACUCUCCGAAAUAUCAGCACUGUGUCCUCAGGUCUUUACCAAUGUGUGGCUUCAAAUGCCAUUGGAACGAGCACUUGCCUUCUGGACCUGCAAGUUAUUGCACCCCAUCCCCGGAGCAUCGGCCUGAUUGCUGGAGCGGUGGCCACAGGUGCUGUCGUGCUAGUUGUCUGCAUUGUCUUGGUGGCUGUGGCCCUGUUUUACUGGAAGAAUAAACACAAAGAGGAAGAAGAAGAGGAGAUUCCCAAUGAGAUAAGGGAGGAUGACUUGCCACCCAAGUGCUCCUCCACCACGAAAACAUUCCAUGCCGACGCAUCCUCUUCCGAAAACGACACCCUCACCUCCUCCAACACCUACAACAGCCGUUACUGGAAUGACCCCAAAGCCAACCAUGCCACAGACUCCUUCACCCGCUUCAGCAACAACAACGACGUGCGUCAGCCCCCCUUCUCCCGCUCGGGUAGCACGAGCACCCGCCCCAUCUACGCCAACGGAGGCCACCCGUCCCCGGCUCCCCCUAAGACGCUGGUGGUGACCGCUUAG
Molecule: messenger RNA, 1134 nt
Organism: Tinamus guttatus (white-throated tinamou)
Lineage: Eukaryota; Metazoa; Chordata; Aves; Tinamiformes; Tinamidae
Source: RefSeq, a predicted model, not a curated record